CAACACGGAAAAUGCAAACAUGGCGGCUUGAAAGAGUGAUAAAACAAAAGGUUGACUGAAAAGAAUACGGUUUGGGCCUUUGAUCUACCAGUGUGUCGUAGUGAAACGAUGAUAAAUUAAAAGAAACUUUUCUCUGAACAGCGUGAUAUUUGAAAUUAGCAGCAGAAAGAAGUUAGAAAAACUAUAGGAAGCAAUAUGAUGUCAAGAGAUUUUCGACAGGCUGGGCCAGCAAUGAAUCCUUAUCAAGGAAUGGCAGGUUUGCAUAUAAAGUUUUCAUGUAACCCAAUACUUAAGGAAGAUUGAUUGUUUUCAUGUGUUUAUUUGAGAUUUUUCUGUAUUUCUAGCCAAGUUCAGACAAUCUUACCAACCUGCACCCAAUUCAAUGGUAAAGUUAUUAUUAAAAAGGGUAUUACAAAUAGGGGCCACGUCCGUAUUCAAAACGUCAAAUUGAUGUCUUUAUAUAAACCCACCCAACCUGGAAAUGUCAAGCAAGCCAUGUACCUAAUGGAAAGAUUUUUUUAAAAAUAUUCAUUUGUGCCACUGUGAAACUGAAAUUAGUGAAAACAUCACAGAAAAAUAGUUUUGACCCACCUAUCCACCAACCCAAAACUCAAUUUGAUGUUUUUGUAUGACAACUUGAGUAUGGAUGUGGCUCAAUUUUGUUCCCAAGGUCAGAUGCUAGUGCUGUCCAAACUCUGGUGUUUCAGCUCCCGCUUAAUUACAGUUCAAAUCUCUGGCUGUGUCCAAUUCAAUUUCAAUUUAUUUUCCAAAUAUGUUACCCUGGUUCCAAGGGUUCUUGUGCCACCGUAUUAUAAAUUACGUAAUUUGUACAAAGGAACAGCGAACCUCGGCAUGCCACAUUGGCAUGCGAUGCAAAUCCCACUUCCUUUGGUACAAAAUUUGUACCAGGCAGAUGACUGGUUAGUUAUAAUUAGCAGUCACAUGAAGUGAUGUGAUUGGCUAAACAAAAAUACCUGUUUAUAAAUCUCAGAGAACAUGAGAUAUGAACUCACUGCUUAAAAAGAUUUUCUGUGUUGGAGAAGAGCUGCCAUCGCGGCAUGACUUCAGUUGACAUGUUUACAUGGGCAUGACAUGUUCACUCUAUUAAUUUGUAAAAUAUAAAGUGUUGCUUAAUUAGUUAGUACUAUGUGACAAGCAAGUAUGAUCGGUCAAGGUUGUAACUUGGAAGUUCUCUGAAGAUUUAAUGACUUAUUGCAAUUUGGCCAUUUGCAAUAGCCGGAAAUGGUUUUACACAACAGAUAUGACUUCAGAUUUUUUGUACUUUCAACAGAUUCAAUGUUGCCAUUAUUUAUAACCAAUGAUAGUUCUUCGAAAUUGUCGCAAUUCCUGUCAUACUGACUUUCCAGCCAGAGCUGGAACUAUGGCUCUGGCUGACCAAAAACCCAAUAUUGCAGCUAGCACAUAGGUGGCACCAUUUCAGUGAUGUUAAUCACAGCUCUCUCAAAUUAUCAAAAGCAUCAUAAACCAAUGAGGUGCAUUGUUUUGUUUCGAUCAUACAUCAGGGUUGGUAAGUUUCUGAAUAAAUUAGCCAAAUAUUAUUAUCAUAACCUUUGUUUCCUUUGUUCAAAACAAAGACAUCAAAGGGCCGUUUAUAACAAUGUUUGGCUUAUUUAUUUAGCAACCUACCAACCCUGUCAUACAUCACAACAUCAAUGAAGCAGCAUUAAAUGUAGAUAGAUUCUAUGUUUACAAAAGUUGAUCAUUAGCUAUAAUUAAACAUUUUUUUUAAAGGGCCAGUGGGGAGGCACGGCAAGCAUGAACCAAAAUAUGUUUGGACUAACUCAACAACGAUUCCUCUCACAAAGACCUUUCCUAGUGAGUAUGGUAUUGGGAAUUUUAGUUUAGUUAGCCACUUUAGCAAUGAGAUUGGAAAAAAUGAUAUUUUAAUUCAAAUCCACUUAAAUAAUUUUGUUCAGAAAUUAUGUUCUCAUCACAGGUAUGUGUGCAACAUUUUCCAAAUAAUUCAAAUAAUAAGUUAUACAAGGGUAGAGAGAGAGAUGGUGCAGUUUACAGUAUAUAAAUUGCGUUAAAUCAGCAGCAGCGUUACCUUUCAUCCCCUGUGUUUUUUUACUCUGAACAUUAUGGAGCAUAUGGUAGUGCAAAAUGCGUACUAAAUUUGUAACUAUAAUUAUUAUUAUUUUCUAAAUCUCAUUCUGUGUUAUAGAGUAAACCUAAAAAAACCCUGAAAAAUUAUUUUUUGUUAUAUUUUCAAAAAUGCAAAUUAUCUUUGAGUACCAUGCUGCAUUAAGCCACAAUGUGACCCCAGUAUGCCCCACUACUCUACUUUGUUACAUAUUUUACUGUUAUUUUGUCUCAUACCAGACGAUCAAGGUUUUGCACCUUAAGAGGUUAAAAAACUCCCAGUAUAUUGUUAACUCAUUGUGCCAGAAUGAAUGUGCCGUACUUUGUGUUUACUCUGUUUGUUGCAUACAAUUUUGUUCAUGAAGAAGAGGGAGUUAAAUGGGUUAAUAAUCAGGAACGGACUGUUCCAGCAUACUGUAGGUAGUGACAAUAACACCAGAAACCUGUGGAUUGAGAGGGACUACAGUAGUACCUGUAUGUACAAGUUAGCUAAUACUGCCUCUAUGGACACUGUCCUCCUUUACUAUACAGUAUUCAUUAUAUUUAGCCAAUUGACUGCAUCAGCCUUGAGUUAAUAAGUUGAUGAACAUUUUAACUGUUUUUUUAGCCUACUGACUUUCAAAAUACACCAGCACCCAAAGCACCUGACAAGCCUCUGAUGCCUUACAUGAGAUUCAGUAGAAAGGUAGGUUGUUACACUUAAAUUUCAAAAUGAAAAUGCAAUUAUUUUACCACAUAGGGAGGAUGGAUGCAGUUAGGACAAUGCCUCUUACUACUGAGUUAUAUGCUUGAGUAGGUUGAGUGCUUGGUUUGUAACUUCUCUCUAUGUACUUAAAAACACAUAUUCUGUACUGUCAGUAAAGAUUGAUUGGUUCUCAGCUGUAUCAUGAGAACCAGGAUCAGGUCUUUAAAACCAGCACUUGUGGUGGCGUGGUCACCACGCAAGCUUGCCUUUCAAGCUGGGAGAACCGGGUUCAAUACUUGGUUGGACCUCUACUCAAGGUGUUAGAAUAAUUGAGGAGAAAGUGCUGCCUUUACAUUGAGAUCAGUAAAUGGUUAGAUUUUCGCGUCCUCUCGGAUAAAGACGUAAAAUCGUAGGUACCUCAGAUCCCCGAUCAAUUGAGCAAUAGCUUGUUGGGAACUCCAAUGAGUGAGAAACUCAAUAAACUAAGGGGAAUUGGGCAACCACAACCAAUGUAAUCAACAUUAAGUAAUGAUGAAAUCAUGCACAGGUUUGGGAACAGGUCAAGAACCAGAACCCUGAAGGCAAGUUGUGGGACAUUGGUAAAAUUAUUGGUCAAAUGUGGCGGGACCUUCCAGAUGAGGAACGGCAGGUGUGUAUACGUUAGUACAGUAUGUACAAUUUUACAAUCAAUUACACAUGUGAUCUUUUUUCUUGCCUUUUUUGUAAAGUAAAUCCCCACUGUUAAAAAACCACCUUGUUUAUACAGGUAUGUCUAAGACCUUGCAAAAUACCAACUAGUGACCUGUAG
Messenger RNA from Paramuricea clavata, 3596 nucleotides. The record is from the annotation of a GenBank genome assembly. Lineage: Eukaryota; Metazoa; Cnidaria; Anthozoa; Malacalcyonacea; Plexauridae.